CUCUUCACUAUUACUCCACUGCCUCUAGAAUUCAAAGACACAAAAGAGAUGGCAUCCUUAUCUUCUAGCCAUUUUGUCACAUCUUUUCUCAUAGCAUUUUUCAUUAGUUGCGACAUAUUCUCUUCAACCUCAGCAGCUAGAGACCUUGCACAAAAAACCAAUAAUGAAUUCUUGAAAACAUCUUGCAGUGCAACAAUCUACCGAAAACUUUGCCUUACUUCCCUCUCAAGCCAUGCCAAUGCAAUCCAAACAAGCCCGAAACUUAUGGCCAGCGAAGCCCUCACCGUGACGCUUGCCUCCGCCAAAUCAACCUCUAUCAUGAUGUUGAAACUCUCCCAAAGCCAUGGCAUGAAGCCUAGAGAAGUCGGAGCCAUGAGGGACUGCGUCGAAGAGUUAAGUGAUUCGGUUGAUGCGAUUCAAAGGUCCAUAGCUGAGAUGGGCAACUUCAGGAGCUCGGAUUUUCAGCUCAUGAUAAGUGAUGUGCAAACUUGGGUUAGUGCUGCUUUGACAGAUGAGACCACUUGCUCUGAUGGGUUUGGUGGAAAUUUGAUGAAUGGCAAUUUGAAGACUGUCGUGAGGGGCAGAAUUGUGAACAUCGCACAAUUGACUAGCAAUUCUUUGGCUUUGGUCAAUAGAUAUGCCUCAGUUCAUGGUUAAACAUAUCAACGGCUCUACUUAAGAUAAUUUUUGAAGAAUUAGGUGCAUGCAAUAUUAUAUUGUUUAAUAAGAAACUGUGUUCUAAAUUUGCUACGUACACUAGAAUUGCAAGUGUAGCUCUCUUUUUGGGUAAAUGUACGUGUGGUUCUGUAAGCAACCAAGCAUAAUAGUAUAUAUUGAGAAGUUGGUCUUGAAACUGUAUAUAAAAAAGCUUAAUUUUUCAAUAAUUCAAUAAAGUUUUAGAUGCUGUUUGGUUAAAGAA
Molecule: messenger RNA, 919 nt
Organism: Pyrus x bretschneideri (Chinese white pear)
Lineage: Eukaryota; Viridiplantae; Streptophyta; Magnoliopsida; Rosales; Rosaceae
Product: 21 kDa protein-like
Exons: 1
Coding region: 49-657 (202 amino acids)
Biological process (GO): negative regulation of catalytic activity
Molecular function (GO): enzyme inhibitor activity
Source: RefSeq, a predicted model, not a curated record